Iphiclides podalirius (scarce swallowtail) is the source of this 846-nucleotide messenger RNA. The record is from the annotation of a GenBank genome assembly. NCBI's taxonomy places the organism in Eukaryota, Metazoa, Arthropoda, Insecta, Lepidoptera, Papilionidae.
AUGUUUGUUACUUACGGCCUUCGAGUUCUGACGGUUUGUACGUGUAUCGGCAUGAGCUUUAGCGAUUCACCAGGACGGGCUUGUUAUCAUGCCAAGAUUUGUGUUCAUAACGCCGUGGAAAAGUGUGGUAUCGAUACAAAGGGCACCCUUCGCAGAUUUCUCGAUUCUUGUGAUAUAAAGGAAUACAACUGUUUGAAAGGAACUGAUUUUAUCAAAACUAAUUAUGAAAAAUGUGCGUCUCUACCGCCUAUUAAAGAAAAGAGAGAAAAGCAACAUUCUAGCAAUAAACCUCUAAACAAAGAUACAAAUGCUAAGGAAAUAGAGGAAGGUAAAAAUAACGAUUUAAAGCGAGAAGAUAACGUGGAAGAUGAUAAGGAGGAAGAAGAAGACAAGGUGGAAGAAGGAGAUAAGGUGGAAGAAGAAGACAAGGUGGAAGAAGGAGAAAAGGUGGAAGGAGAAGACAAUGUGGAAGAAGAAGACAAAGUGGAAGAAGGAGAAAAGGUGGAAGGAGAAGACAAUGUGGAAGAAGAAGACAAUGUGCAAGAAGAAGACAAGGUGGAAGAAGACAGGAUCGAAGAAGAAGACAAGGUGGAUGAAGAAGAUAAGUUGGCAGAAGAAGCUAUGGUGCAAGUAGAAGUGCGGGAGGAAGAAGUAAUGGAUGAAAACGUGAAUGCUGAUGAAGAGCAAGGUAUCAACAAAGAUGACACAAAAGAUAAUGACGAUAUAGAAGAGAAUGACAAUCGGGACAAUGAUGAAAUUACGGACAACAAUGCGUCAGAAGUAAACGACGUUGAUAAAAUAGACGACAAAGAUAAUGAUGAUGAGGCACAAUCACUGAAUGCUGAA